Molecule: messenger RNA, 1497 nt
Organism: Cryptosporidium muris RN66
Lineage: Eukaryota; Apicomplexa; Conoidasida; Eucoccidiorida; Cryptosporidiidae
Product: phosphatidyl serine synthase family protein
Exons: 1
Coding region: 1-1497 (498 amino acids)
Biological process (GO): phosphatidylserine biosynthetic process
Molecular function (GO): L-serine-phosphatidylethanolamine phosphatidyltransferase activity
Source: RefSeq, a predicted model, not a curated record
AUGCCAGAAACGAGUGCACAAACACUUAAAGGUGAUUCAAUAUAUGUAUCUCCGCAAGUGGGUGCUUCUUUGCCUCCUGUAAUUAUGAAUACCCAGUCACAUUCACUUUUGGUACUGUGCAUUACACUUAUUUCGUUAUGGAUGUUUUCAGAACUAGUGGACAAUGGAUAUAUAUUUUCUAUAUAUAUAAUAAGCACAAGGCAAAGAAUAAUUUUAGGAAUAUAUGGUUCGGUAAUAUUUUUCCUCGUAUUUGCUAUUCUACAGUUACCAGAUGGUAUAAUGAGAAGACCUCAUCCAAUUUUCUGGAGAUUUUUACUCGGUUUAUCAAUAUUGUACUUAUCAUUCUUAGUUUUUCUAUUGUUUCAAGAUGUUGAGAGUAUUUUGUCUGCUCUUAGGAAUAUUGAUUUCAGCUUGGAUAAGUCAACUGUAGAGGUUAAUUAUACUGAGGGGUCAUGCAGUUUAUUGGAUUGGUCUAAUGGUAUACUUUAUAAUGUAAGACAGCGUUUGGAUUUCUUUGCUUUUGCACACUUUUUUGGAUGGUUUGUAAAGACAUUAAUUCUUAGAGAUAACUUCUUACUAUGGUUUAAUUCUAUAUUCUUUGAAUGUCUCGAGUUAACAUUUAAACAUAUAUUACCAAACUUUCACGAAUGUUGGUGGGACCACUUGAUACUUGACAUAUUUGGUUGUAACUUUCUCGGCAUAAUUGCUGGGAAUAUCUUUAUUAGGAAGAUUAAAUUGUAUCAAUAUAACUGGCAUAGUAGUUAUAGCUUGGGAUCUUUUAAUAAAUUAGAUGAUACAAGUAUGAAAUCAGAUAUAUCAAUUGUUGGAGCAACUUCUAAAACGACAAAGAACCUUUCUGAUUUUACUGAUAAUACCAACUUUCUUUUCUCAAAUUUAAGAAGUAAGUAUAGGGAGGUGGGAAGUAGCAGUGAAAAUUCAAUAUUUAACAAUAAAAAACCUAAAAAAGAUAUAUUAUACAUGGUUAUUGACCUAUGGAGCAAGUUUGGUAUAUAUACAUGGACAGAAUAUAAAUGGCCUAAGACUCUUUCUAAUAUGAAGGGAUUUAUGACAUUUUUAUUGUUGACGAUCAUUGUGCAAUUAAUUGAUUUGAACUAUUUUUUUAUUAAAGCUGAAUUACUACUACCUGUAAGUCACUGGAUUUUGGCAUUACGAACUAUAUGUGUUGCUAUAUGUGGUGCAGCGGCAACAAGGGAGCUGUAUGAAUUUGUAACUAAUACGAGCAAUAAUUCCGACAAAGUUGGGAUUCAAUGUUGGGUACUCAUUGCAAUUGUGUUUACAGAGUCACUUUUAUGUUGGAGGUUUAGACAUACACUAAAGGCUCAGAACUUAUUACCACCCAAUUAUAUAAUGAUAUCUUGGGUUGGGAUAUUUAUAGUCAUCAUUACCACCUUUAUUUACUUCAUUGUACAUGGGAUAACGGGUUACAUUCUAAAUAAUAGCUAUAAGACAAGAAAUAUGCGCAACAAAAUUUUUUGA